Molecule: messenger RNA, 1081 nt
Organism: Rhagoletis pomonella (apple maggot)
Lineage: Eukaryota; Metazoa; Arthropoda; Insecta; Diptera; Tephritidae
Exons: 2
Coding region: 1-1065 (354 amino acids)
Source: RefSeq, a predicted model, not a curated record
AUGUAUUCAACAUUCAAUAAAAUUCCAAGUGCAAUUGAAAUUCACCAUGAACCAGCUAAACAAUUGACCGUCUCCCAGGAAUUAGAGGCCGCCAAAGGUUUGCUGAAUCAACGGAAAACGCAAUGCACAUCACUAGAGCUGCAAUAUAAAAGGUCAAAGCGCACAUCACUUUUAUACGGAUACAAAUUUUUUAGUAUUUGCCCGCAGUAUAAUCCACAAUAUAUAUGUAGACAUACAGGUAACGUAAUAAUUGAUCGCGAUGUGCUUACUAAGGAAGAACACAUUUGCUACUUAUCCACUCCGCGUGUAAACCUUGCCGCUCUACGCAAAAGGCCUAGAUAUUAUCAGAAAAGAGUUGUUGUGCCAAACUGCACGACGCGCGUAGAGCAAUUAGCGUUGCCGGACUUGAAACGAGUUCGUUGGACUUUAGAAAUAUAUAAAAGUACACUUACAAAACGUCAGAUAAAAUCAUUAAAACAUCAUUUGCAUCAAGGAUCAAAGGUGAUGUCUUAUAAUAUAAAUACCGCACUUUCUUACAUUGAAGAAGAAAGGCGUUUAAAUAGAGUCGCCAAGUUAUUGCGAAGGCGACAUUGUCGCAAGUUGAAAAGACACGUUCUUCGAAAGCAGCAACGGCAAAUAAGAAAAAUUAUUUGUGUACUUUUCGAGGAAAUGAGACAUUUUUUACUUAACGAUCAGUUUUUAAUAGAUGAACGCUCCACACUUCGCGGAGUAAUCAUGGAACAAAUUCGAAAUUUUACUAAUAACGAGUUUUAUACCACAAGUAAUCUGCGGGAAUAUCAGCAAAUUCUUGCAAAUAAUCUAACAGUUUGGAUUAAUAAGUUUAUAUCUAACCUUAAUAUACAUUUAGCACAGCCUCCAGUUGUAAUACACAACAUAGAACCAGAAACUUACUUGCCGGCUAAAGGUUAUAUAUCAUGUUCGGAAACGAUUGACAAAGAAGAAUACGAAAUUGAACAAUGUAACUACUAUGCUGAUGGAGAGGAUGAAGAAGAUAAUGAUUACGUAUAUUACACUGAGGAUACAAUAUCGAAUACAAACCGUUAAUUUGAGCCAGUGAGAG